Messenger RNA from Rhododendron vialii, 2316 nucleotides. RefSeq lists its product as uncharacterized. The transcript is spliced from 7 exons. The record is from RefSeq and is a predicted model, not a curated record. NCBI's taxonomy places the organism in Eukaryota, Viridiplantae, Streptophyta, Magnoliopsida, Ericales, Ericaceae. Bases 164 to 1474 code for a protein of 436 amino acids.
GUCGGUUCACGAAUAUUUUGACGUCCGCUUUCGAUUUGAAGUUCCCUCGUUCGUCAUCAGUCACCGUGACUACUCCUCUACUGCAAUCCGGACAAUCCAGACUCCAGAGAGAGAAAGCGUUUCGACGUUCAAAUAGAACCAAGGAGCGAGAGAGAGAGAGAAAAUGGAUCACUCGAUUUGCCCAAUCUGUCAUCUGCCUGUUCUGUCUCUCCAACUAGAAAGGCAUGCCAACAGUCACUUCGAGGACGAGGAAUUCGCAAGGGACAUCGAGUUGGCUCAACAAAUCGCGCUUGCUCCCCCUAGCCCCCCUUUUAAUCCGGUGAUCAAUGACAUGGCAUAUGAAACUAAUGCUCGAGAAAGCCCUGAAAGUAGUGUCUCAAGGAGUGAUGGAAGGACAAGUGAUGCGAGAGACAGUGACAUUGAUGAAAAGAUCUGCUAUUUAAUUGGUCUACAGAUAAGAGCGCCCUUCUACCAGGUUGAAGCUGGGUUGAUGCUGUUGUUGAGAAAAUGUUUGGAAUCGGAUACUGAAAAUUCGGCAAGUAUAUUGUCAGGCUAUGUUGAUCAUUUUCAGAGCAUUGAAUCGGAGGAUGUAGGCUGGGGCUGUGGUUGGCGUAACAUCCAGAUGCUCAGUUCGCACUUGCUUAUGCGAAGGCAGGACGCGAGGGAGGUUUUGUUUGGUGGUGCCGGAUAUGUUCCUGAUAUUGUGUCACUCCAAAGAUGGCUUGAAAUUGCUUGGGAAAGGGGUUUUGACUCACUUGGAUCGAGUCAUUUCAAUCACAAAAUUUAUGGCAAAAAGAAUUGGAUUGGAACCACUGAAUGUGCCACACUUUUCCGUUCCUUCGGGCUUCGUGCUAGGAUAGUGGACUUUGACAGCAAGGAUAUUAAAGCAAAAUCUUCUGCUCCUGCUUCGCGCCAUGGGACAUCAGGUAUAAAAGUGUAUGGUCCAAUGGACAGAUAUUUGUGUAGAGGGUUUACUAAUAUCCCCCACGCGAUUGCGAGCGAGCAAGAAAAUCUUAGUUCUUCUAGCACAUGUGCGGGGAAAGGUUCGGUUACUUCUACCUGUAGCAGCUCAGCUACAAUGUCACUAAAGGGUCAUCAGGUUCUCAUUGAUUGGGUUUGGAAUUACUUCUCUGACAAUAAGCUCACUAAAUUUGGCAAUGCUCGUGUUAUCGUCAGUGAGAAAGUGCCCUUGUACUUCCAGCAUGAUGGUCAUUCAAGAACCAUUGUCGGGAUUCAAGUCAAACAUCAGCCCAAGGGAUCACAGUACAACCUAUUAAUCUUAGACCCUGGUCAUAAAACAGCAGCUCUGGAAAGAUCUCUCAAAGAUAACGCUGGAUGGCAAAAGCUAAUAAAAAGAGGUGUACACACACUGAGGAAACCACAAUACCAGUUGUGCUAUAUUGAUCCCGGAGUUGCCUAUGCGAAGGAGAUGGAACAGCUCAAGACCUUAGAUAGUGCCCAUGUUGAAUUUUAGAUGAUCUCCAAACUCCUACGCUUUUCUUAGAAGGUGGUCAUUCAAAGUCCUCUUGGAGAAACUUGGUUCCUUCGACAUUCUUCGAGACAACACCAAUCAGCCAGCAUGGGAAUCAUAUCAAUUGACCACGAAUUCUAAAAAGGGAGUUGUUUCAGAAGCUUUGCUUUGGAGCAUUGAUGCCACGCCGAAUGUUGAUCAUGUUGUAUUUUUGGAUCAGAGCUUUCCUGGGGUUUUUUGUUUUUGUAUUUUUAGAACUUUUUGAGAGCAAGGUUUCAAGUCAUCUAUAUCCUUUGUUUUGCUUCUUUCUUGUUUUUUCACCCUCUUGAUUUUAAGGCAUGCAUAUCUCCCACUGACCAAGUAAAAUUCAUAGUUUGAUCCAUGGGAAUUGGAAAAAUGAAUCGAGCAAUGUCUCCACUGUAUCAUUUGGAGGACUUUGUCCGGAGUUAUCUGGACUAGGUUUUCCAAGUUAAUUGAAAUAGUAAUGGUACCAUCUUUAGAAUCAAAAGGCAAAUUGAAAAUACUAAACCAGCAAUGUUCACCAGAAAGCACAAUCCUUAUCAUUAUCGAAUGCAAAACCAGAUGAAUGACAACUUUUCAGUACAAUUGUACCCAGCUCUAUUUUACACACUAAAGUCAGUUGCAACACAGUUGAUGGUCUGCUAAAUAAAGGUCAAAAUACAAGUAGGAACGUUUAAGAAAUAAAUUGCCUGUGACCAUUCCCACAUAUCCUCAAUUCAAUGAGCACAAGGUCUUCCCAAAAUCAUUAAUUAUAAUGUAUGGGAUCCUAGUUCUGGCUUACUUUUACUUUUCUUCAUUCUGGCUUUAAACCGAGACUUUGCCCC